This is a messenger RNA of Ricinus communis (castor bean), 5008 nucleotides long. RefSeq names its product ABC transporter D family member 1. Gene Ontology annotation, molecular function: ATP hydrolysis activity; ABC-type transporter activity; ATP binding. The transcript is spliced from 25 exons. The record is from RefSeq and is a predicted model, not a curated record. NCBI's taxonomy places the organism in Eukaryota, Viridiplantae, Streptophyta, Magnoliopsida, Malpighiales, Euphorbiaceae. Gene Ontology annotation, biological process: peroxisome organization; fatty acid beta-oxidation; long-chain fatty acid import into peroxisome. The coding region runs from base 397 to 4437 and encodes 1346 amino acids. Gene Ontology annotation, cellular component: peroxisomal membrane.
AUAGGUAUUCUGAGGUUUGGAUCAAUCAAAGAAACUGACUUCUUGACCAAUUAUCAUGUAUUUGGUUAAAUGGUCUAAUUUAAUUUUUAUUUUUAUCUUUAUUUUUUUCCAUAGAAUUUUCCUCAAUUGCCUCAGAUUGUUUCGUAAACAAAGAUUGUUUUAGAAAUAAAAGAACUAUUAGCAAACGAAACAACCUAACAAGAUCAAAGAAACCUACCUCGCAGCUCUAAAAACAGUUUACCUCGAUCAAACAAACAAACUAACAGAUAGAACAAACCCUAGCUCUAAAAGGGCCUAUCUUCUUUCUUAUCUUCUCAGCAAGACUGCCCGCCACUUACUCUCGUGUCAUCUCCUCCAUGGUUCCUCAAUUUGUUGAUCCGCGAUCUUAGUAAAGCUAUGGAUUUUACUCAUGUACGCACUUCCCGGUUCGCAGUACGUGGGGUCUGGCGAAUUAGGAAAUCUUUACUGCUUGCCACUGGCGUGUUAGUUGCUGGUGGGACUGCUGCUGCAUAUGUGCAGUCACGGCGUAGGUCCGAUUCUUUUGUCCAAUACAAUGGACGUAAGGAUGAUAUUGGCAACUCGGAUAAUAAUAACAAUGAUAAUGAUGAUAAUGUUGUCAGAAAAAAUGAAGACAAAGUGAAGAAGAAAAGUACACAAAAGAAAGGGACUUUGAAAUCACUUCACCUUCUAGCUGCAGUUCUUUUGUCUGAAAUGGGAAAAAUGGGUGCAAGGGACCUUUUUGCUAUGGUUGCUAUUGCGGUGGCCAGAACUGCUUUGAGCAACAGAUUAGCAAAAGUACAGGGAUUUCUAUUCCGUGCUGCUUUUCUCCGACGUGCACCAUUAUUUUUUCGGCUGAUUUCUGAGAAUAUCUUAUUGUGUUUUCUCGUAUCAACUAUGCAUUCCACUUCAAAGUAUGUAACUGGGACCUUAAGUCUUUGUUUCAGGAAAAUAAUGACAAAACGCAUCCAUGCACAUUAUUUCGAGAACAUGGCAUACUAUAAAAUAUCACAUGUUGAUGGUCGGAUUACUAAUCCUGAACAAAGAAUUGCAAGUGAUGUACCAAGGUUCUGUUCAGAGUUGAGUGAACUGGUACAGGAUGAUUUGACUGCGGUUACAGAUGGAAUUCUUUAUACAUGGCGCCUAUGUUCUUAUACUAGUCCAAAGUAUUUCUUUUGGAUAUUGGCCUAUGUGCUGGGAGCAGGAACCAUGAUUAGAAAAUUUUCCCCUGCUUUUGGAAAACUGAUGUCCAAAGAACAGCAAUUAGAAGGUGAAUAUCGACGGCUCCAUUCACGUUUAAGGACCCAUGCUGAAAGUAUAGCAUUCUAUGGUGGAGAACGAAGGGAAGAAUUUCACAUUCAGGAGAAGUUUAAGAAUCUUGUUAAACACAUGAGAGUGGUCCUUCACGAACAUUGGUGGUUUGGCAUGAUUCAAGACUUUCUGGUGAAGUAUCUUGGUGCUACAGUUGCUGUUAUAUUGAUUAUUGAGCCCUUUUUUGCUGGCCAUCUUAGACCUGAUGCUUCAACUUUGGGAAGGGCAACAAUGUUAAGCAAUUUAAGAUAUCACACCAGUGUCAUAAUAUCGCUCUUUCAGUCCUUGGGAACUCUUUCUACAAGUUCAAGACGACUUAAUCGUCUCAGUGGUUACGCUGACCGCAUUCAUGAAUUAAUAGCUAUAUCAAGAGAGCUAAACAAUGAUGACAAAACUUCUCUGCAAAGAAGCAGAAGUAGGAACUACUUUAGUGAAUCUGACUAUGUUGAGUUUUCUGGCGUCAAGGUUGUCACCCCAACUGGUAAUGUCUUGGUGGAAGAUCUGACUCUUAAGGUUGAAUCAGGAUCUAAUCUGUUAAUUACAGGUCCAAAUGGUAGUGGUAAGAGUUCUCUCUUCCGCGUUCUAGGUGGCCUCUGGCCAUUGGUAUCUGGCUAUAUUGUGAAACCUGGUGUUGGUUCCGAUCUUAAUAAGGAGAUUUUCUAUGUGCCACAAAGGCCAUAUACAGCCGUAGGAACGCUUCGUGAUCAGUUAAUUUAUCCUCUUACUGUGGAUCAAGAGGUUGAACCGCUCACACGUAGUGGCAUGUUGGAGCUAUUGAAAAAUGUUGAUCUUGAAUAUCUAUUAGACCGUUAUCCACCUGAGCAGGAGGUUAACUGGGGCGAGGAACUGUCUCUAGGAGAGCAACAAAGGUUAGGGAUGGCCAGAUUGUUUUACCACAAGCCUAAAUUUGCAAUUCUUGAUGAGUGCACCAGUGCUGUGACUACUGACAUGGAGGAACGUUUUUGUGCUAAAGUUCGAGCUAUGGGAACUUCAUGCAUAACCAUAUCACAUCGUCCAGCUCUAGUUGCCUUUCACGAUGUUGUUUUGUCAUUGGAUGGAGAAGGGGGUUGGAAAGUUAGUUACAAAAGGAAGGAUACUCCAGCUCUCACUGAAGCUGGGACCAAUGUUGUGAGAAUUUCUGAUACAGAUCGCCAAAGUGAUGCAAUGGUGGUUCAACGUGCAUUUGCCACAAUUGAUACAGAUUCUGCAUUUUCAAGUUCAAAAGCACAAUCAUAUAUUUCAGAGGUGAUAGCAGCAUCUCCUAGUGCAGAUUCUAGACACCAGUUGCCAACUGUUCCACAACUCCAAAGAGCUCCUAAGGCAUUAGCAUUAAGAGUAGCUGCCAUGUCCAAAAUUCUGGUACCAACUCUACUUGAUAGACAAGGGGCACAGUUACUUGCAGUGGCUUUUCUUGUUGUCUCAAGAACAUGGGUCUCAGAUCGAAUUGCCUCAUUGAAUGGAACCACUGUGAAGUAUGUUUUGGAGCAGGAUAAAUCAUCCUUUAUUCGAUUAAUUGGUAUUAGCAUUCUUCAAAGUGCUGCAUCUUCUUUUAUUGCACCUUCAUUGAGGCACUUGACGGCCAGGUUGGCUCUUGGAUGGAGGAUUCGUUUGACUGGGCACCUACUACAGAACUACUUGAGAAACAAUGCAUUUUACAAGGUCUUUUAUAUGUCAAGCAAAAAUAUAGAUGCAGAUCAGAGAAUAACUCAUGAUCUGGAAAAGUUGACCACGGAUUUGUCUGGACUAGUAACUGGAAUGGUAAAGCCAUCGGUUGACAUCUUGUGGUUCACCUGGAGAAUGAAGCUCUUAACAGGUCAAAGGGGAGUUGCCAUAUUGUAUGCUUACAUGUUGCUUGGUCUGGGUUUCCUGAGAACAGUUACUCCUGACUUUGGUGAUCUUGCAAGUCGAGCGCAACAACUUGAGGGAAUGUUUAGGUUCAUGCAUGAAAGACUGCGAACGCAUGCCGAGUCUGUUGCUUUUUUUGGAGGUGGUGCACGAGAAAAAUCUAUGAUCGAGGCAAGAUUCAGGGAGCUUCUUGACCAUUCUCUGUUACUCCUAAAGAAAAAAUGGUUAUAUGGAAUCCUGGAUGAUUUUGUCACGAAGCAACUUCCACAUAAUGUAACAUGGGGUUUGAGCUUAUUGUAUGCUGUGGAACACAAGGGAGAUAGAGCUCUGGUCUCAACUCAAGGCGAGUUGGCACAUGCAUUGCGAUUCUUAGCUUCUGUUGUUUCUCAGAGCUUUUUAGCCUUUGGAGAUAUUCUUGAAUUGCAUAAGAAGUUCCUUGAGCUCUCUGGUAGUAUAAAUAGAAUUUUUGAGCUUGACGAGCUUUUAGAUGCUGCACAGUCUGGGGAUUGGUCCACCGACAAACUAUCUCCACGUAAAGAGAGUGAUCUUCAUGUGAAAGAUGCCAUUUGCUUUGAGGAGGUUGAUAUCAUUACCCCAGCACAGAAAUUGUUGGCAAGACGUUUGACAUGUGACAUAGUACAAGGAAAGAGCCUGCUUGUGACAGGUCCGAAUGGAAGCGGGAAAAGUUCUGUUUUUAGAGUGCUUAGAGGUCUUUGGCCCCUUGUGAGUGGCAGACUUACCAAACCAUCUCAACAUAUUGGCAAAGAGACUGAAUAUGGUUGUGGCAUCUUCUAUGUUCCUCAACGGCCAUAUACAUGCUUAGGAACUUUGAGAGAUCAAAUUAUAUACCCUCUCUCUCAUGAUGAGGCAGAACAUAUGACAUUAAAGCUUUCUGGAGUAGAUAAAAAAUCUGCCCACACAAGAAGCUUUCUGGAUGAACGUUUGAAAACUAUUCUAGAGAAUGUUAGACUAAAUUAUCUUUUGGAAAGGGAGGAAGGUGGUUGGGAUGCUAAUCUCAAUUGGGAAGACAUUCUUUCUCUGGGAGAACAGCAGAGAUUAGGAAUGGCACGGCUAUUCUUUCACAAGCCUGAAUUUGGCAUCCUCGAUGAGUGUACCAAUGCCACAAGUGUUGAUGUGGAGGAGCAACUCUAUAGACUUGCAAAAGAUAUGGACAUCACAGUUGUUACAUCCUCACAGCGUCCUGCGCUAAUACCGUUCCAUUCAGUGGAAUUACGAUUUAUUGAUGGCGAAGGUAACUGGGAGCUUCGUACAAUUAAGCAUUGACGUGACAGUAAUAUCAGGGGGUUGAAUGAUGUAAGCUGCGUUAAAGGUGGCAUCAGAUUUCAUAUUGCAGUGGCGGAGCAGAGCCGAAGUUACUUUCGCAUUGAGAAAUAGCAUAGUUAUUCUUACAUAAACCAAGUGAUUAUUCUACUCAAUACAUGAUUGUAGCUGAGGGGAGCUGCAGAUCAUGUUAUUGACUAUUCCUUGAAAUAGGAUCCUAUCAUCUUUAUCAUAUACAUCUAGUUACUUUUCCUCAAUAGCAUCGAUGGAGGAUGGAGGAAAGCCAAUAAAUUAAAGAACUAUUGGAGAAUCAAUCAUACAGGGAUGCCAUGUAGCUUAGAGAAAUCCUUACUGUACAGCCUUUUUUUUAAGGGUUAUUCUUUUGGGAGCUAAUUAUAUGCCCAUUCUGUUGUAAGAAUUUAAACAAAUAAGUCAAAGAUGAGUUGCAGAAGGAAAAUAGAGGAUAUUGACCUAUCACUUUACUAGUGACGAUUGUAAAUAAAUAAUACUAAGAUAGAAAGAAGGAAAUCUUCUAGUUAUUUUUCCACAAAAGUAUUGAAUUCGUUUUUCUUUA